ACUGAGAACUUGGACAAACAUUGAAACAUACUUUGAAAUGUUUUAUUAAGAUUUUCUUUAAUUUCUAACAUCUUCCGAUCAGUUUCUACUUCACCGCAGCUUAUGAGAAGAGCAAUAACUCUUACUUCUCAAGAGCGAUCCCGAAGUGGGUGAGAUCAAUUUGAACGUGAUUCAAGGACCGUGAUGGAAACUUGCUGACGGAUAAAACAAUGGUGGCUCCAAGGAGGAAUUGUUGAAUGAUGAGAAUGAAAGAGCGACAGACAGAAUUCAAAUCGACGGGUGACGGACAGGCUGUGAAAUCUCCAACGCCAGACGAGAUCAAGACAGUCAUUAGAGGGCUGAAGAACAAUAAGCUGGGAAGAAGGAACUCCCGGCAGAGCUUCCCAAUCACGGAAGUGAGCAGCUGUAUCAACUUUUACACCGUAUUCUAUUCAAGAUAUGAAAAGAUGAUUAACUGCCUGCUAGUUGAUUGAAUGGCCUCAUUUGGCCUCUAUACAAGAAAGAGCAUACCAACGGAGCACUCAUCUGGAAAACUUUCGCGUUGUGCCAAACGAACAACCCAACUAACAUUUUCAGCGCUAUAAGCUUCAAUCAUUUGCUUUAUGUUGUGUAACAAUCGAGUUGAAGCGGUUAACGCUGAAUAAAAAGGAAGCUUGUCAAAUACAAUCCAUAAGCUAAUACACGGCUGCAAAACAAGCACCGUACAGAUACUAAACUCUGUUUUCAGCAAUCACUCACUUGUUACUGAGGUUGCCUUUACUGCACUCUAUUCCAACUCCGGAAGAUGUGAAAACUCGAACAAAUCGAAUAGGAGUCCUCAGUAACAAAACAGCUGCUACUAUACAGUACAAUUCGUAAUACUGACAAAUCCACAAACCAGCAGCGCUUUGAAGGCCGUUUUGCGAUAUUAUUACAGCUAGACGCUGUAAUAUAGAAACUGUUGAUGUACCAACACGGCUUUUCGGAUGUAAACAAUAUUAACAAAACAAACUUUAAGCCGAAUAUAUAGCUACUACACAAAUACUUUACAGCUAUCCUUCUCUGUGCUGUGAAUUUAUUUGGGUUGUUUUUAUUGCACUUUAAUCCAACUCCGGAAGAUUUACCGGAGGAUGUGCAAAUUGAAUAAGAGUCCCAAUCAAUAAACCAGCUGUCUUCAUAAGGUACGUUUUGUAAUGUUGCCAAAUACACAAAACAGCAGCGCAUCGUAGCUGGUUGAAGAACAUCCUUUCAGCUAGAAGCUGCGAUGAAGAACCUGUUGGCGCAACCACCCAGCUUGUUCAAUGUAAACAUUGAUGCGUUUGACGCUGCACAAUUAUAAAGCCUUGUCGGUUUCUUGUGGCACAAUUAUAAAGCCUUGUCUGGAGUAAAACAAAACGGGCUGUUUUCUAUGCUAUUUAUAUAUAGCAGUGUGGCAGCGAGGACAUCAUCGGGACCAGUGGAUACGGAGAUCGGGAGUUCGAUUCUUAGUAGCUGCAAGUACUUUAAUUAUUCAAUUUUAAAAGCGAUAAUUCCGGUUCCACAUGUAUUGCGCCAUGGAAUUCAUAACCUUAAUAUAUUUAAUCGAUUUAUUUAGGGAUGCCGUAUAACUAUUAUUUAACAACUGUGAAAAGGCUGAAAAAGCGCCUUCUCAAGAUGUUAUUCAGUUAGUGGUUACAUAGGAGCUGAGAAAAAAGCUAUGACUUGGUGGCAUAGAAGAUGCUCGCACAGCAUAGACAUGUGGAUUAAGUUCGCCUGAUUCAUUGGUAUAGGGCUCGCAUAGAAGCUUCCGUUCAUAUGUACAACAGAGUAACUCAGCAUCAAGCCAUAUUGAGGGCGCUUUGUUGACGUUAACAUUCACAAAAAAUGUUAGUUGGGAAUAAUUCGAUCAACGGAGUGGAGCUCAUCGGAGUUAAAUGCCUGUGAGGACACUUGUUGAUUUCGGAGUGCAUCCAGAUUCGCUUGGUCUUGUCGGCGGUUUCGGAGGAUUUGGAGGGUUAACGUAAACACCAUACAACAAUACGGCGAAGUUUGGAAAAGCUGGAGCACCUGGAGAAAAACUCUUCAGCGAACGUAUUCUGGACGGAUGUCAUGGCGGCUACUGGAGCUUUACGGAUUUCUUUGACGAAUCCUGGGGGUUCGGCAGGCCAUUGUUCUGGAGAUUGCUCCAGCCACGUCAGGCCAGGCCACCAUCUUUCUUUGGCGAGUAGAUCGGAUUGGUCCAGUCCUCGAACGUUUUCCAUUGUCCGGGGGAUGAUCGAAACCACUGGAUAACCUAGCUACUUUAUCGGCGCUGCAGUCUUGGGGAAUCAAAACGACUGUUUUAGAUUUGUCCCGACGUUUCGACUCUGUUUCGAGUCUUCUUCAAAGGGAAACUGUAAUGGGAUCUUUAUUACACGGUUCCUCAAACGAAACCCCGACAUCUGUAUUCUAUCCGCAGAUAAGGGUAACAGAACGGUUGUCAUGUACCGAGAAGAGUACAACCAAAAGAUGAGAGCGUUGAUCAACGACGAUGACACAUACGUGGAAGUAAAAAGAGAUCCGACCCCAAGUAUCCAGUCGAAGAACAACAGCAUCGUAAGAAGAAUGAAAGAUCUCCAACUGGUCGACAACUACACCGCACGCGAACUCAGCAGAUACGAUUCCGUCUGCCCAAGGAUCUACGGGCAACCAAAAGCCCACAAACAGGACCUACCACUCAGGCCUGUAAUCCCCAACAUAACAGCUCCAACCUACAUGUUGUCAAAGUUCGUUGCUCGCGUACUGCAAGAAUCUCUCGUUAGCAAGUAUAACACCGCCAGCUCCUUCACGUUUUGCCAAGAAAUCCAACAAAUCAAGCUACCAGAAGGAUACGUCAUCGUGUCGCUAGAUGUGGUGUCACUUUUCACAAAUGUCCCCAGAGAAUUAGUCCGCAAAAGUAUAAUCGAUAGGUGGUCCGAGAUUAACACCAAAAUCAAUCUGGACCUGUUCAUCGAAAUAGUUGACCUGUGUAUGGACUCAAGCUAUUUUAGGUUCGAAGGGAAAUACUUCAAACAAAUUUUCGGUACAGCUAUGGGAAGUCCGUUGUCACCCAUCCUAGCCGAUAUUGCAUUGGACUCGGUAAUCGACAGAGCAACAUCCACCCUUCCCUUCCAAAUCCCCGUCCUAAAAAAGUAUGUCGAUGAUAUAUUCAUAGCUAUCCCCAAAGAUGCUAUAGAAUUGGUCCUGAAGGAGUUCAAUCGACACGAAGCAAGGUUGCAGUUUACUGUAGAAACAGAAGUGGAAGGAAGAUUGCCUUAUCUCGAUAUGACCGUCAUCAGAAGUGACGAUCAAUCCCUACAAACUGAGUGGUAUACAAAACCAAUUGCUUCAGGAAGAAUGCUCAAUUGGCACUCCUUCCACUUAACAAAGUACAAGGUCAACGUCGGGAAGAACUUCAUCCAUCGCGUCUGUACUCUCUCCACUGCAACGAACACAACCGCCAAAAAGGAAAUCAUCUUUAAACACCUGACCAACAACGACUUCCCCAGGACACUGAUCAACAGACUCUUCCACCGUUACAUCACUCAAACCAAACCGAAUCAGCCACCACGACAAUCAGCAACAAUUACGGAAAUACCAACCACAUCAAUGGAUCAACCUGCUAACACCGCUCACCGUCCAUCUGAAGCAAUAUCCAGCCCAUCCAUUCAAAUAGAUUCACCGCAAACCAACCAACCGGUAACGCAUCCAUCAGUCCAAUCUUCAGAAUCAGCAUCCUCCUCAAAAGCAAUCGUCCAAACAACACCAGCUCGCACACCACCUCUAGCAGGAGAUCAUCAGCACAUGACCAACCCGAUGAUGGCCAAUCCACCAGAUGCAGCGUCCACAGAAGAGCCCGAUCUAUCAAUAGAACAACAAUUAGAAACAGCCAACAGCCAACAACAACCAAUUUUCAGGUCCAUUCCGUACGUAACCGGUCUCUCUGAACGAAUCAUAGGUAUCCUAAGCAAAGAUUAUAAAAACAUCACCAUAGCCUGUAAACAAACCAACACCAUUGAUAAAUUUCACACACAAGUAAAAGACCCAAUCAACAAGUUAGAUCUAAGCAAAAUAAUCUACAAAAUACCAUGCAAUGAUUGCCAGCAGUGUUACAUUGGUAUGACUCAAAACAAAUUAAAAACAAGAUUGUACGGACACAAAACACAUAUAAACAAACUUAACAGGUUAAAAGAGUUAGGGCACACCAAUAUAGACACAGAGAUGAUAACACUAGGAGAAAAAACAGCGCUCAUCAAACACUGCAUCGACAACGAUCAUAGUUUCAACCUGGAUCGUACUACAGUGAUUGAUAGUAGUAGAAACACAAACACAUUGACAUUUCUUGAAAUGUGUCAUAUAGUUAACACACCCAACACUGUUAACCACCGCACUGACAUUGACGGAUUGAACACAACGUACGCAGCCAUUCUCAAAACUAUAGGUGAAACAUUUCAAUCCCAAACAUAGCUAAUGCAUCCACCAUCUUUGAACAAACCGUUACCGCGUUCACAAGUGCAGUGCAGUGCAGUACAGUGAAAAUCAAGUGAAAUCGCCCAAAAACUAAGCUACGGUUCACUUGACAAGAAAUGUAGGUCAAAAUCACACCACACGCUGUACCUAUAAUGCAUUUAUGUAUGAAAAAUUAAUUUCACAGCCGAUGUAUAGAAACAAACACGACACCGACAGUCCUAUGUCAAUUCUAACAAAAAGCGACUAGUCAGAAUUUUCCCUUUGAAGAAGACUCGAAACAGAGUCGAAACGUCGGGACAAAUCUAAAACAGUCGUUUUGAUUCCCCAAGACUGCAGCGCCGAUAAAGUAGCUAGAUUACACAUAUCAGUCGAACUCUCAUAAGUACCACUGGAUAACUGUAGUGGAAUCUGACCAGAAGUAGGCAAGUGGAACGAUCUUCAGUGCUGAAGCGACUUUCUGGUACAACUGCGUGGAGAGAUGGGUGGCGCACAGCUCCAGUCUGGCUAUAGUGUGGCUAUAGUGUAGGGGUGAAAGUUUCGAUAUCGAUACUAAAAGUUUGACGCACACUUCAUAGGCGGGUAAGGCGCGGACAUAGCAUCAUGUCCCGUUGGCCUUAUUGAACGCAUCAGCGAAUAAGUGGAGCCCGAUAGUGACAGCGCCGAUGACGGAAGCAAAUCGUGGGACUCUGACUUUACGAAGGAGAUGUGGGUUUCUUUCCAUUCUUGUUGCAGCUUCGGAGAUAGCGGUUGAUCCCAUUCGUAGCGCCCGUUGUUGGGAGUUUUAACGCCCAUACUGCCGUUCUAAGCAUAUCUGUACCAUGUUGUUUUUCUACGCAUAUUGUCCCACUGCUCUAACUUAAGUUCUAUCUUAAAGUCAAUGUCAAACAGCUGCUUGACGUUAUCGAGGAAUAUUCAUUUGUGAUGCAAAAUGGAAAAACUAUCAAAUUAACUUCAAAUGGCUUUGUUACUGAGAAAAACGCGGCUAGAAUGCAAAACAACAUGGGACAGAUAUGCUUAGCAGGGCAGCAUAGGCGUUGCAUGAACAGUUUUGCCUUGGUAACGGUAGGUCUCACUAGCCCCAGCGGGUCAAAUACGUAGGACAUAACCUUGCGCUUGGUGAGAACGGGAGCUGAAAGGGGUAACUGGACCUUCAAUAGGAAUACGUCACUUUCCGGUUUCCAAAAAUCCAAGCGUGCUAACGGACUGCGGUUCCCAGAGGUCAUGCCACAGUUGUAUUGAUCGAUCUUCAGGUGGGAUGUCAUCGAGGACUUCGACGGAGUUCGAACGCCUCUUCUUCAUUGGUAGUCCUGCAGAAUCCAGCAUAGCAGAAACUUCACGUCUACGGCAAAUACGGCGUCGGACAAAAAAUCGUCGACGUAAAAAUCUUCGAAGACCGGCUCUGCAGCGAAGAGGAACUGGUUGCCAUUAACAGUCGCCAAUUUUUGGAGAGUUUUCGUGGCGAGAUGGGACGGAAACUGUCCGUAAGUAACGUUCUGCAGCUGAUACGAGGCUAUGGGCUAGAACGCAUCACUGCGUUUUUUAAUCCGCUGGUCGUCGUCGUAGAGGUAAACUUGCCGGUAUAUUUUGUCGAUGUCGUCAUUCAGGGCAAUGCGAUGAAAGCAAAACCAACGGGAGCAGGUCGUCUUGUACGUCGUCUUGGACGGACCGACGAGAAGUGUGUCGAUGAGCGAAUGGCAUAAUAUCGGCGUUAAUUAGUACCCUUCUUUUUAUGGUGGCGCUCGACAGCUUGAAUACGGGUUGGCGCGGAAGGUAGCAGUGCGGAAUAAUGUUGCCUACCGGUUUAUCGAGCCACUUCAAAUGCCCAAGGCGCUCCUAUUCCUCUAUAAACUGGUGAUAGGCGGAUUACACGUUGGAGUCGCGUUCAAGGCGGCGCUCUAGACCGAGGAAACAGCGUUCGAAAAUAGAUUCAGAAACUCCCAACACGAUCUCCGGGUUGUCUGUUCUGGCGUUGGGUCUCUGGACGUGGUUGCAGCAUAGAACUCCUCGCAUGCCUUCUCGGUCGUGGAGUGAACGGAUUGUGUGGGAAUUGUUAGAGAGUGGAAUCUAGCAGAGCAUCAGUGCUAGAGAGCUGACAGGCUACCGAAUCUUUGGAAUCUUGGGUGGUUGAACCACACAAAGUCCAAUCGAAGCGCGUUUCGAUAAGGUACGGUAGCCCACGUCCUAGAGAAAGCUUCUUGCUACUGUGCAGGUCCCAGUAGACUUCACCACCGAUGACGAGAUCAAUCAUGUUCGGAACAUGAAACUCCGGAUCGGCUAACUAGACCUUCGGAAGCUCCCAAGACAAAAGCUUGACGUAGAUGGUGGACAAGUUGGUAGUCGGGUGGUCGAUGACUAGAAAACGGAGCUGGGUAGAAAACGACCCAGUUCGGAAGCGAACGGUGGCGCUCACUGCUCGCUUCAACUUACAAUGGGACUGGCGAUUCCGGCAACGGACACUCCGGCUCGGGUUGAGAAAUAUCAUGCAGACUAGCCAGCUCCGACGACAUGAACUUUGACAUCGACCCGGAAUACAACAAAGCUAUAGCUUCAAAGGACUUGCCGUGACCAUCGACCAAGGAGAAUACAUUUUACUAAGGUGGCGCAGAUAAACAUUGCAAAC
Messenger RNA from Aedes albopictus (Asian tiger mosquito), 7066 nucleotides. RefSeq lists its product as uncharacterized. The transcript has 2 exons. The record is from RefSeq and is a predicted model, not a curated record. The coding region runs from base 2440 to 4443 and encodes 667 amino acids. Lineage: Eukaryota; Metazoa; Arthropoda; Insecta; Diptera; Culicidae.